UGGUUAGGACACGUCUACAUUCUGCAUAUAAACAACUCGGCAGGCUAAAAGUGAAACUAUUGCUAUACAAUUGUAACACCAUACCAGUCUAGCAUAUUACCACUUCACAAACAUUGAAUAUACUUCAUUCGAAAUAGUGAACAUCAUAACCAUGGAGACACUGAACGAAAUAGAUCACCUCCAAUCGUCUGGCUUUGGUAGACCCCGGCCCAGACACGGCCUUCAACUCCUUCACUGGUUCUCCAACGACUAUGUCACAUUCAACAACGACAGCGAGAUGGUGACAGUGCGCAACCCUAAGAAGAAGGCGUUUGGCUUCCACCGCUUCUUCGACAACAUAGAGGAGCAUGAUGGCCAAUCUAACCAACUGCUACCAGAACAGGAAUUACCAUACUACGAAGUGGGUAAUCUGAAUGAUGCAAGGUCUGAGAACCUACCGCAUGAUGUCCGCAAAAACUACACAAGACACAAUAACGACAGCAACAUAGAUCGUAUCAUUAUCAGCCUCCAGUCAGACCGUGUGUUGGACAGAAUCUACGUGACCCAACAUGAUCAUCACAGAGGUGCUUUUGACCCCCAGCGCACCUAUCGCAUCAGUAAGGGGUUGAUCAGUAUCAUCCGUAAUCUGGACCUGGAUGAUCUCCUGGAGCAGACUGGAUACUCACUUCCUUGUCCUUCCUCCAUGGACACACUUAACGAAAUGAGACACCUCCAGUCAUCUGGCUUUGGUACACCUCGACCUAGACACGGCCUCCAUCUCCUUCACUGGUUCGCCCACAACUACGUCAAAUUCAACAAAAUGGGUGAAAUGUUGACAGUGAGCAACCCUGAGAAUAAGGUGUUUGGCUUCCACCGCUUCCUCGACAAAAUAGAGGAGCAUGAUGGCCAAUGUAACCAACUGCUACCAGACCAGGGCUUACCAUACUAUGAAGUGGGAAAUCUCAAUGCCCCUGGGUCUAGGAACAUACCGCGUUAUGUCCGCAAAAACUACACAGGACACAAGGACGACAGCAACAUCGACCGGAUCAUUAUCAGCAUGCAGUCAGACCGUGUGUUGGGCAGAAUCUACGUGACCCAACAUGAUCAUCACAGAGAUGCUUUUGACCCCCAGCACACCUAUCGCAUCAGUAAGGGGUUGAUCAGUAUCAUCCGUAAUCUGGAGCUGGAUGAGCUUCUGGAGCAGGCUGGAUAGUCUUAAGACGUUUCCCAACUGGCCAUUGCGCAUUUCGACAGAGGCAUCGUACACAUAAUUAUUCUUUAACCUCAUUUCUGAUGGUCAAAUCCAAGAUCUCUAACCGAAUGAUUUAUUUUCUUACAAAUGUAUACUAGGCAUGGGUAUGACACUGUGUCUUUGAUAUUCCCCAUACAUGAUGUAUUGUAGGAAAUUGUGAAUGUUUUUAUUUAGAUAAAGGGCCUUGUUUUCAGAUGUUUCACAUCCUGCCACGGUUUUUUGUUAUUUUUCCCCAACCAUUUCACCUGUGUGGUGGAAUUGCUACCUUUAACUAAUAAUGAGGAGAGGCAAAGUCAACAAUCAAUCAAGGUAUUACUUUUAUUAAAAACGUAUUAUAAUCAGGAGGCUGGUCACACCACCCACGAAAGUGAAAUGGAGUGGGAGCCUCCAGUACAAAGAGUACAGGAACAUUUAUAUAGUCAAACUACCCCAAGCAAGCAUCUGCAAAACACGUGAUCCUAUGUAUGUGUUUGUGUGUGUGAGGGGAGGAAACCGGGUGAAAAAGUUGCCUCAGUCUUUUGCAACUGAGAGAGGACAACAGGAGCCAGAAUGACAGGGAGUCACUCCAGAUAUACUUCCUCUAUGUAUGGUCGUACUGGCCACACACACAGAACACACACACACACACACACACACACACACACACACACACACACACACACACACACACACACACACACACACAAAACAUGAAUAUUUCGCCCAGAAACAUGCCCUUGUUGCAGUAAUCUCCCUGUACACCAAGUCAGAACCGUAGGAUAAAUAAAGACAGCUUAUAAGCAGACAAUGAAAGCUCUUACAAUAUUUUAUGAUGACAUUUUUCAAAAACAGGCUAUAGGCUACGUGUGCACCACCAAGUCAGAACAGUAGGCUAAAUUAUGAACAGCUUACUACACAACAUACACUUCGUAUUACUUUCUUAGCUGCAGGAUACAUAUCUCCCUGUCAUAUUACAUAAUUUAUGCAGCAGCAUACAAUACAUUUUUUGACUCACCCUGUUCUACUGUGAUCACUGGAAAAGGAAGGUCCCCAAGUUCCCGACUUGGAAUUCCGAGUUUAAUGACCGUUCAAAACGUAUUUUCCCAGUUGUCUUAAACUCACUGAAGUCUGACAUUUCCCAGUUCUGAAUUUCCUGUUGUUUGAUUGCGGCAGACGUCAUGCUGGACAGCAUGGCUCAUGUUGAAUGUUCUUUCUUUUAAGCUUGGAAAAGAAACCCUUAAAUAUCCAAUGGUCGAUGAGCACCGAUAAGUUUUAUCUAUAAUGUCUCUUCAUAACUUCUUUUCAUAUGACAAGGAUUGAAAAGGAUUUUCAAGUCGAUUAUUGACUUGAUUCAUGAUGAUGACUGCUAGCUUGCUACUAAGAUCUUGAAAGUAUGAUGUUGUCAUGAUCAGUCCAAUCAAAGCUAUGGUAGAGAUAACAUGAUUUGACGUCAUUUUAUCUGUGGCCCAUGACUUUGAGCCUUCUUGGAUGGGCACCUAUAAUGUAACUCUAUGGAAGCAUCGAAGGGGCUUAAAUUUUCAAGCUCUCCCCGUAGACUUUGCUGUGAUGUGUUGUCCCCAUGAGUGACAGAACACUGAGCCAAUCACGGGGCAACUAGAGAACAUUACCAACCCCUACACUUCGUAUUUUCUGCUGGCUGCCCCACCACCACAGACUGCACUGAGCUAGGCUGAAACUCCUGCAUUUUGGAGCAGCCUUACUCAAGAAAGCAAAAAAAAGAGACCAUUUUUGUAUGCAGAUUUAUUAACAAUUUAUUGUAUUUACAUUGUUUGCAAACUGAUAUGUGACACGUAUCAAUGCCAAAACAACAUGCAAAACAGCACAUGCAUGCUAAACAGGUGGGUCUCAAAACAGGUGGUUCUCUGCACCACCUGCCCUGAAUGACGGGUUGCCACUGUGUGCUGCAUUCAAACAAUUAGCAAGUCAGAAAUGUCUGAGUUUCCUAGUUCCGACAAGCAUGUGAACACGGCAUAAGUGUGUGUGUGUGUGUGUGGAGGGAUACAUGUUUCUAAUAAAAUAAUAGAUUAGUUAA
Messenger RNA from Oncorhynchus masou masou (cherry salmon), 3263 nucleotides. RefSeq lists its product as uncharacterized. The transcript has 2 exons. The record is from RefSeq and is a predicted model, not a curated record. Lineage: Eukaryota; Metazoa; Chordata; Actinopteri; Salmoniformes; Salmonidae. The coding region runs from base 152 to 1192 and encodes 346 amino acids.